Molecule: messenger RNA, 1476 nt
Organism: Zophobas morio
Lineage: Eukaryota; Metazoa; Arthropoda; Insecta; Coleoptera; Tenebrionidae
Exons: 2
Coding region: 420-1466 (348 amino acids)
Source: RefSeq, a predicted model, not a curated record
UCCGGCUUUAAACUUGAAUCGAAACAAUACGGCGCCAAAGCAACAUCUGAAUUAAGCUCAGAACGAUACUUGGUACGCCAUCUGUUGGGUGGUACGAGACGUACCAAGGGAUGCGAGAUGAGUGGAUGAAGAAGGAAGGGAGAGGGAGUUCGAAGUACUACCUUGAGGGGUGUGGAUCGAACAAAUAAUUGUCUUUGAUUUUUGUGCGUUUUUCCGAAAUUUUCCCUUGAAAAUAGGAACCAAAGACUGUCCGAGACGUUUGUGACGGGUGCGGUGUACGGAUAAACGAUCUGCUAUCCAGUGUGGUGGAAUUUGGUGCGACGCCCGCACGGCGACUGUGACUUAAGUGCUGAAAGGACGCUAACGGCAGUAACCCUUUACUCAGAUCGGUGGCGUAUAGGUAACCUUCGAGAUAAGAAAUGGACGGCGGCAAGAAACACGUGAGUUCCGGCAGCGGAAGGUGGACCUCGCGUCCACAACGGGCGACGACGGAACCGCGGACGAGAAGUAGAAGGCCAAGACGACCACUAGUGGCGACGAGUCGUUGGGUCUGGCCAGUCCCGGAGGAUCGGCAAACCCAACACACUCUCCAGCAACAGCGGGACCUGAUUGCGACGCUAACGGAACAACAGCGAGUCCUAACCGCCACCGUGCAGUCCCUGCUGACGGCCAGAGCUGAGGGCCCGGAGGUCGCCGUUCAGAGCGCUACCGAUCCACCAACAGUUGGAGUAGUGGAACCACCUGUCGAGGAGGGAGCCGGUGAGAGUACACGGCCUGUUUGUGCUACGCGGACUGCCUCUUGUGUUUCAGGUGUUCCCCUCAGAAGCACCCCGGCGGUCGCUCGGCCCCAGUUCACCGGGGGUGAAUUAGAGAACCCAGUGCGGUUUCUAAAAAAAUUUGAGAACUACUACGGUAGGAUCCACGCUUCGGAAGGUGACAAGUUAAACGAAGUGAUCGAUUGUCUCACACGGUGGCCGGAGGAAUGGGCGGCGUUUGAGCGAGGUGCAUGGACCACUUUCGAGGACUUCCGGAAGGGGUUCCUCGCAAAAUUCUGGGGCAGGGAUCGCCAGCUUCAAGUGCGGGCGCAGAUCAUGAGUCGACGAUACGAUCCGACGAAGGGGAAUUCCAUGUCGGAAUACUUCGUGAGGCUCGUCAACCAACUUCGCACCUUGACGAUCCCCCUACCGGAAGACCUACUGGUGUCCGACCUGAUGCUGCUGUUUCCCCAAGAGGUCCACGGGAAGUGGCAGGCACAAUUUCAGGGAGAACGAACGAUUGAAGGGGCCCUGAAAUUCUUGGAAGGCGAAUCGCUAAUUCAUCCCCCUAGACGUUCCAGGUCCGAGGUUCUGCGACGCCCCACGAGUGCUGCACUGCAAGUGCAUUCCAGCGUGAGCCCUGCGAGUCAAGACACUGAGCCGUUCCACCCGUUUUCUAUCCCACCUCCAAUUCCGAGGUCGGGAAACUAGAGAAGGACGU